Messenger RNA from Eremomyces bilateralis CBS 781.70, 1372 nucleotides. RefSeq lists its product as uncharacterized. The record is from RefSeq and is a predicted model, not a curated record. Bases 1 to 1305 code for a protein of 434 amino acids. The transcript has 2 exons. NCBI's taxonomy places the organism in Eukaryota, Fungi, Ascomycota, Dothideomycetes, Eremomycetales, Eremomycetaceae.
AUGGGUAGUUCUAUAGGGCAAGGGGAAAAGACAUUAUCGCUCGGGGAAAAAGAGAGCAAACGCAAUGGAAUCGCUGCGUCGCCGCAAGUCACCGUCGAUUCGGAUGGGUCACCUCUUCCGUUUCGCAUUAGGAAGCAUAUCCUCACUACGAGACGCGACACAGCGGCACUUCCACGCGACAACCAGACCGCCAAACCUCGAUCGGUAGAUGAAGCGAAGCCAGAAAUACCCACUCCACCCACGGAAAAAGCACCUCCUGUCCCAGAAGCCCCGAGACCCAAAUCCCUCUUCGCAGAGCUCUUCCCCGAGGAAGUGGAGGAGUCGACAUCGCCACUGAGAGGAGAUGACUUGGAGCCAUCCUUUAGCGUCUCUCACAUUUUCGGAGGCUACCCCGACGAGACACCGAAGGCGGUCAUGGUGAUGCGAGGACUGAGUCCGCACCUACAUCUGGACGACUUCCAGCGAUGUGUGCCGGAGGGGAAACACAUUCCGGGAUGGACGAGCCAGGGACAAUUUACCAAAGUUAUUCCCGAACGCCACCCCGUCACCACCGAACGCACCUGCAACUACUACCUCCUCUUCCCCACCUCUGAUGAUCUCCGCGCCUACGAACGCCGCGUCACCGAGCUCCACAAACUCACUGUGCAACACACCCCCACCUCCCUCCUCUCCCGCAUCACCCCGCCCCCGGGCUACCGCAUCAACGACGUCGACAUCCACCACGUCCUGCAGAACUUCACCCUCGUUCCCCCGACGCAGAAGGUGCACAUCCGCGCACUGAACAUGGACACACUGCGGCCGAAUCAGCGGUUUUUCUUGGAGCACGGAGAGACGCAUUAUUUGGUGGCGGCGAGGCGGCGGAAGAUUCCCACCGUGCUGUUCGGCGUGACGGAGGGGCGGCAGCCGAGUCCGAAGACGAUCCUGAAUGCCAUCCGCGACGACGGAGCGCGGCGCGGGGUGCCGUGGGAGUUGGUCGAGGAAGGGGAGAACAUCAGUGCCAUCGACGUGAUGAAGCCGGCGGAAUGGGGUCGGCGACGGGUGACCUCCGCGACAGACGGCGGGGAUGCCGGCGAAAACGAAGGGUGGAGAGCCGGCGGGGAUGAGUUGCAGACGGAGGGUAGACGACACCGGUCGCCAUUAUCGAUCAAGUGGCUCAUCCACUUUAAGACGGAGCGGGAUGCGGUGGGGUUUGCGCGGCGGUGGAAUCGGCGGGCAUUUCCGUGGCCGCAGCGGGCGGGGACGUAUUCGCAGCAGCGGGGGAUGGACGAGCUGCUUUCGCAGGUGACUGCGGAGGCGGUGGUGUAAGAUCCAGAUGUGUCUGUGUAUGUAUGUGUUAGAUACGGUAACUACCAAUUGUAGACUUUCGAACGUU